UGCCAGUCACGGGGCACGCAUCUAUGGUCCCGAGCUGAAGACGCGAAGCCCACUGGCACGUAAGGGCCCACUCUACGGCGGCCCGUGUCUGCCACACACAAUUCUGUGACGGGAGCAUUCUCGGGCGCGCCUGCGUUCCGGGAGUGCCAUGUGUGCCCCCCGUCGAGCUAUAAAACGGCCUUGAAUAACGAAGGGCUCCCCGCAGAAGAACCUUCGCCUGUCACGAUGCAGCUCUUCACCGCGGUGCAGCUGAGUGUGGCCCUCGCCCUUGUCCGGAUUGUCCAUGGUCAGGCUGCCGAGUGGGGACAAUGCGGCGGUAUUGGAUGGAGCGGUGCCACGACUUGCGUCUCUGGCACGACAUGCACGGUCAUGAACGCGUACUAUUCACAAUGUCUUCCCGGAGCUGCCCAGAGCGCCCCGCCGCCUGUCACUAGUGCUCCCGUUACCACUCCCGCCAGCCCCACCACGGCCCCAGCGACUUCGGCCCCUGCGCCCACAAGCCCAGCAGGUGCCUGCGCGACGGCGUCCACCGUCUCGGGCUUCAGUAACGCGAAGCUCCCGAACCCCUUCAUCUUCAACGACGGGACCCCAGUGCAGUCCGCGGCGGACUGGCAGUGCCGCAGCCAGCAGCUCCUGGCGCUCAUCCAGGGCUACGAGGCUGGCGCUCUCCCCGGGAAGCCGUCUUCGCUGACGGCUUCGCUGUCGAAGUCUGGGACCUCUGGGACGCUCACGAUCACCGCAAGCAACAGCGGCUCCUCCAUCACCUUUGCGCCCAAGAUCACAUUCCCGUCUGGCAACCCGCCCGCUGGUGGAUGGCCGCUGCUCAUCGUCUACGAGGGCCUGAGCAUCCCCGUCCCCGCUGGCAUCGCGACCCUCAUCUUCGAGAACUCCGACAUGGCCCAGCAGAACGACGCGUCGACGAGCCGUGGUGUCGGUCUGUUCUACAAUCUCUACGGCAAGACCGCAACGGCGAGCGCGAUGACAGCGUGGGCGUGGGGCGUGAGCCGCAUCAUCGACGCGCUCGAGCAGACCCCCUCGGCGAACAUCAACACGCAGAAGAUCGGCGUGACGGGCUGCUCGCGCAACGGCAAGGGCGCGCUGAUGGCGGGCGCGCUCGAGCCGCGCAUCGCGCUCACGAUCCCGCAGGAGUCCGGCUCGGGCGGCGACGCGUGCUGGCGGCUGUCCAAGUACGAGCAGGACCAGGGUUCGGUCGUGCAGACCGCGACAGAGAUCGUGACUGAGAACGUGUGGUUCUCCACGAACUUCGCGAACUACGUCAACAACCUGAACACGCUGCCGUUCGACCACCACAGCCUCGCGGCGCUCAUCGCGCCCCGCCCGAUGAUCUCGUUCGAGAACACGGACUAUGUGUGGCUCAGCCCGCUCAGCUCGUUCGGGUGCAUGACCGCCGCACACACCGUGUGGGACGCGCUCGGGGUUGCGGACCACCACGGGUUCGAGCAGGUCGGCGGGCACGCGCAUUGCGCGUGGCCGUCGUCGCUCACGCCGCAGCUCAACGCGUUCUUCAACCGUUUCCUGCUCGGCCAGAACGUCAGCACGACCUUCUUCGACUCGAACAAGGUCUUCAACGGCGUCACCUGGAACGCUGCCCAGUGGAUCGACUGGACCACACCCCAGCUCCACUGAUACGUUGAUUCGAAGCCUUCUCGGAAAGAGUCAAUCGAGGUAGCACGCCUCCGCGGUCGUACCAGGUCGUUGUAACCUUUCGAGUGUAAUAAAAUGACGUCGCCCUGUAUAAAUCACUGCCUGGAACCCCAGCACAACGCUACAUAGCAUAGCAUACCGUACAAUUCGCUGAUCUGUACUGAUUCAACUUCGCCGUAACUGCACGACCAGUAGUGCGGCAGUACUCA
This is a messenger RNA of Trametes versicolor FP-101664 SS1, 1874 nucleotides long. RefSeq lists its product as uncharacterized. The transcript is spliced from 6 exons. Gene Ontology annotation, biological process: carbohydrate metabolic process. The record is from RefSeq and is a predicted model, not a curated record. NCBI's taxonomy places the organism in Eukaryota, Fungi, Basidiomycota, Agaricomycetes, Polyporales, Polyporaceae. Gene Ontology annotation, cellular component: extracellular region. The coding region runs from base 226 to 1647 and encodes 473 amino acids. Gene Ontology annotation, molecular function: cellulose binding.